CAUUUCUAAAUUCUGAAUUUCGUUCGAAAAACACUAGUGAUAUUACUUUAAAAUAGAAAAAAGACAUUGAAAGCAAAUCAUUCAACCGUGUCUUGAUGUUAGAUAAAAUUGAUGCUAUGACUCUCUGUGAAUUAUUUUGAUUAAACGGGAGAAAUUGACAGGGUUUGGAUAGAUUCCGAUAAAUUCCAUUGUGAAAAAAAAAAAUGGCUGGAAAUAUUUCUGAACUGAUUAUAGAGACAGUCAAUUUUAAAGACAAUGUGGAUCAUUUAUUUUUAAUCAUCAUGGGAAUGUGCAUUGUUUUUAUGCAAUGUGGGUUUGCCUUCUUAGAGGCUGGUGCAGUGAGAAGCAAAAAUACAACGAACAUUCUCAUCAAGAAUGUAAUGGACUUAUUCAUCUCUGGGGUGUCCUAUUGGUUGUUUGGAUUUGCCUUCGCUUUUGGUGAUGGUGUCGCCGACAAGUUUAUUGGACUGAAGUAUUUUGCUUCUUCUGAUGUUCCACACAGCAAAUACGCCCUGUUUUUCUUUCAGUUUACGUUUGCCGCCACAGCCUCUACAAUUGUUUCCGGUGCAGUAGCGGAGAGAUGCGAGUUUGUGGCAUACUUCGUAUACAGUGUAUUUAUAACAGGUUUCAUUUACCCCGUCGUUACACACUGGGCAUGGUCCUCAGGAGGCUGGCUGACUAUUGGGGAUACAUACUCAGGACUUAACAACGAAAGUGUUGCUUAUCAGGACUUUGCCGGUAGCGGAGUUGUACAUGUCCUCGGUGGAAUCGCGGCUCUUGUGGGGGCUGUAAUGCUGGGUCCCAGAAUCGGCCGAUUUCACCGCAGCUCCAAAACUGUAGCCCCAAUCAGAGGUCACUCCGUACCGAUUGCUGCUUUAGGUGGAUUCAUUCUUUUCUUUGGUUUUUUGGCCUUUAAUGGCGGAUCCCAACUGUCAAUCAGUAACCCUGGUGACGGAGCCGCCGUAUCCAUAGCAGUAGUAAAUACGGUCAUUUCGGGAUCAUGUGCUGCUGUCAUGUCACUCAUUCUCAACCGGCUGCAUAUUUUUGGAAAUACUUGGAGUUUAUUGAUAACCAUCAAUGGUGCUUUGACUGGAAUGGUAGCCAUAUGUGCUGGUUGUAACGUGUAUGAACCUUAUGCCUCAUGCGUGAUCGGACUCAUUUCUGCGAUUGUAUACAGGACCUACUCCGUUAUCUUGCUCAAGAUCGGUGUGGAUGAUCCCCUGGAUGCUGUAGCAGUGCAUUUUGGCGGAGGCAGCUGGGGAGUUAUAGCGGUGGCGUUCUUUGACAAUUCCAACGGAAUUUUCUAUGCGCGGGAUCUCAAAUCUGCUUACAAACUGGGCUGGCAGUUUAUAGGGUUGUUUGCCAUAGCAGGUUGGACAUUGGUGCUUUCGGGGAUUGUGUUUGGAAUUAUGAAAGCACUUGGAUUUCUCCGGGUGAGUCGAGAAGAGGAAGAAAAAGGUUUGGACAUCCCAAAACACAAUGAACCCGCCUAUCCUGUGGAGGCGUACGGGCACGGCCAUAUUGAACGCCUGAUCCAGAUACUGGAGAAUAACCCCACGGUCGUCACACAGGGAUUCACAAAUGUGGCUUAUGAAAAAGAAAUUACAGAUAAAGGACAAUACGAGAAUCCGGAGACACAAAACGUUCUACGUAAUGGGUCUUCCGAAAAGGUGGUUCCAUCAAGAGAAGUGCACCUCAAAACUCCCGCCAAUGGAGUACGCGUCACGGCACCUCAUAGCGAAGUACGCGUCACUGUCAACGACACCAAGCUUUGAAGGUCCCAUCACAAACUUCUCUUAAUUUAUUGAGGUUUACGCAAGCUUAUGUUCCCACAUUCAAUGCGUUGAUAAAACUGAAGUUAAACUAUACAUAUAUUCCGGUGACCAAGAGGGUUAGUGUCACGGUGCCAUUUGUAAAACAAACACCCCUUCCUUCCAAAUGUAAUUGUCCAUUUGAGCAUUGUAUUUGUAAAAAAAAAAACCUGUUUGUUGUGAUUAUUAUAUAACACUAUUUAGCUUACAUGUUAAUGUUUUCCUUUGUGUGUGUAUGUAUGUAUAUGUUCAUGACUGUAAUGAUCAAAAAUGUCCAAAAAUGUAGUCUCUGCCUUGAAAGUUCAUAUCACAAACCCAAAGAAUAUCACGUAUUCAUGUAUCAUAUUUUUAUACCAAUUACCAUUAAAUACAUGUAAUUUACAAAAUGUAAACUUCUGAUGAUUAUUAAAUCUUUCAUCAUUGCCUUUC
Molecule: messenger RNA, 2240 nt
Organism: Saccostrea echinata
Lineage: Eukaryota; Metazoa; Mollusca; Bivalvia; Ostreida; Ostreidae
Product: putative ammonium transporter 1
Exons: 11
Coding region: 204-1775 (523 amino acids)
Biological process (GO): ammonium transmembrane transport; ammonium homeostasis
Cellular component (GO): membrane
Molecular function (GO): ammonium channel activity
Source: RefSeq, a predicted model, not a curated record